This is a messenger RNA of Portunus trituberculatus (swimming crab), 3046 nucleotides long. Its product is annotated as FAST kinase domain-containing protein 3, mitochondrial-like. Gene Ontology annotation, molecular function: RNA binding. Gene Ontology annotation, cellular component: ribonucleoprotein granule; mitochondrial matrix. The transcript has a single exon. Gene Ontology annotation, biological process: mitochondrial RNA processing; regulation of mitochondrial mRNA stability. The record is from RefSeq and is a predicted model, not a curated record. Bases 838 to 2826 code for a protein of 662 amino acids. Lineage: Eukaryota; Metazoa; Arthropoda; Malacostraca; Decapoda; Portunidae.
GAGAGAGAGAGAGAGAGAGAGAGAGAGAGAGAGAGAGAGAGAGAGAGAGAGAGAGAGAGAGAGAAAAUGGUAGUCAAAUUUACUUUAGCCUACCCUAUUACAUAUAAGUUCUCUGUGAGUCAUAUCAGCUGAUCAUUACGUCACAAGUUUAUACAAGACAAUAGGUAUACGUAAUAUGUAUUUAUGAUAGAACGUUGAAGUAAUGCUGUGUUAAUGGUUAAAUUUACGUUAUUUUUUAUGUUAAUAUAGUCACCUGCUAGGAACAUAAUAGCUGGAGAUUUUUUUUUCUUUACAUUCGUGGUGUUUAAGAGAUAAAAGAACAAAAUACGACGAAAUAAAGGAUUUUAAAGGAGUUUUGUAUAUUCCUACAUGGGUAUUUAUGCUUAUAUUAAAUUUGUCAUGGUCAUGUAGCAUUGGUGUAGCUGGUGUGUGAUGUAAAGUGUUAUGCAAAGUGUUAGGUAAAGGCGGUGGCUACGUGAGGCAUCACAGCGAGACACCAGCUGAUCGAGUGACGGGCGCCAGUUUGCACGCCGGCUGGUUUUGUCUGUUCCUGGUACCUGUGUUGCCUGUGGUCGGUCCUGCACAACCACUUGCCUCCCAGAUUUCACAAGUAGAGACGAGAACACUAUUAUGGAAGUGAUUACCUGCCCUAGGUGAUGCACGGCACAGGCGUCUGAGCUCAACUUGCCUUACCUGUACUCUGUCUGUGCUUUGUCACUUGUGUGUAGGUCCAAGACACUGCAGGCUGGGCAGAGGAGUCCCACCUUGCCUCAUUGGUGUGUCGUGAUGUGGGAAAAUUAAUCUCACAGGUGACAGCGUAGGUGAGGCAAGUGGAUAAUGAUGGCAGGGUCGAGGGGAUGGCUGCCCGUUAGCACCCUGCGGGGCCAUGUGUCUCUCCCUAGUCUGGCCCGGGGGCUGCACAGCUCUAUUGGUGUGAGGAAGGAGCCUGACAAGAGCAUUGGCAACACCACCGUGUUGCUGCAGGAUGGCACCACCAUAGAGGAGCUGCCUGCCGUGGUCCGCAUCAUCAAUGGAGAGUUCCGUGUUGUGGGGCAGGGGCAGGCUGGCCAGCGGCUAGGAGGGCUGGGUCUGGAGAUCCCUCAAGUAUCCAGGAAUCUUUUCAAAAAUAUCAACUUUGAGGAGGAGCAGGAAAUGAUUCUGGGGUUCAUGCGGUGCAACAAGGUGAGUGAGGUGUUGCAGCUGCUGGAGGUGUGUCCUGAGGCAGAAGUAACUCCCGUUGUGGCACUGGCAGUCAUCCGCCGCAUUUUUGAUCUGGAGAACAACAUAGAGUACAGGAACCAGGGCAUUAACCAGUACCCAGAGGAGAACCAGUUCACCUUCAUGCGUGGUGCAGUGAUGAAGCGCCUGGUGGAGACAGUGUGCAGCAGCUCAGACGACCAGUUGCUGGUGGACACUCUGAGGGCCAUGGGGCGGGACACUUACCAAGGUGACCGCCUCAAAUACUUGGAGGCGCUGUGCACUGAGUGUAUGGUGGCAAUUACUGAGGGUCGACUCAGCAUUGUCCAGAUCUGCGAGGCAGCCCGAGCCUUCCAUACUCUUGGCCAGGAGGGGAUAAGGUACCUGGACCAGCUGUGGCAAGGGCUGACAGACCGGACAGCAGAGAUGGGGGAGAAGGAGGUGUGUGAGGUGAUGAGUGUCCUUCCACUGAUGAAAAAGAGCCGCAAGCAUGUGUACAACAUGGUGGAGAGGAGGCUAGGUGGUGUGUGGCACCGUCUCAGCUCUGAGGAUGUGAUCAGAGUACUGCAGAUCUUGGUGCAGCUCAAGAUGAGCCACAGUAGGAUGCUGCCCAUGCUUUCACGCUGGACUAGCCUCAACAUUCACACCCUGACGGAAGGGAACCUUCGCUGGCUGGUGUACUGUUUCAUGACCCUCGAUUUCUGUGACUCCGAGAUCCAGAAAGCACUGGGGCGGUUCAUGAAAGCCAAGAGGACAUCAAUAAAGGACCCAAGCCUGGUGGCCGUGGUGCUGGACUACUGCGUCAAGAUGCGUCUCCGUCACCCCGCCAUCAUGGAUGCCAGCUCUCUGUUUUUUUCCAGCCGAGCCAAAGACCUCUCAGUGCCUCAGAUCAAUAGCGUUUGUUGCUCCUUUGGUCUGCUGAACUAUGAGCCUCCAGAUGCUGCCACCUUCUUCCUCACUCUGGAGCAGCUCCUGGAUGAGAAGUUUGUGCAGUUCCCACCAGACUUGAUGAUUGACCUUCUGUUGUCGUGUGUCUAUUUGAAGAGAUAUCCUCUCAACUUUAUCAAGAAGGUAUUCAACCCUUACUUUUUUGACAAGGUGCACUCCCUGGAGCCUCCUGAGAUGCGGGUGGCACGCACCAAGCUCAUGGUGCUGGACAAGGCCCUGUGUCUGGAGGCCCCUCACUACCCUGGCCCCAUGCUGCCCAGAGACAACUCUGCCAAGAGCUUUUGGCGGGAUGCUCGCAUCUACCGCUGCCUCAACACAAUCCACCCACUACUUGUGGAAGUUGUGGGCAGUGAGGAGCGCAUCACUCGCUCUGCCAUCCUUCCCGGCUUCCCCAGCACAAACCUGUAUGUGGUGGACUGUGUGGUAGACAUGGCUGGUCGUUUGUCCCUCCACUCCUUCCGGUGGAGCAACAACAAGUAUGCCCUGCUGAUGCAUCCCCCAGAACACUUCAUGUUGAAGGAGGACAUCCUGGUGGGGCCCCAAGCCAUGCGGGUGAGGCACCUCACUCACUGUGGAUUCAAGGUGGUCAGUCUCAGGACGGACAUGAUCACCAAACUACGCAUUUAUCCUGAGCAGCUCAGAAAUUACAUUGAGAACAUGAUGAAGAUGGCAACAGUCUAGUCCAGUGUUGUUACUCUGCACAUGCAUCAGUUUGAUUAGAACAAUAUUAGAUCUGAGUGUACUUUUAAGUGUAUAGAAAUUAUAUUGUCAUUGUGAACUUUUGAUAGCCCAUUAUAAGGAAUCAAGACUGAGACACCAGGCUGUGUUGUGACUGAGUGAAAGCUUUUUUCACUGUGUGCAUUGGACCCGACACUCUGGCAGCUUUCAAUGAAGGUGUGAG